Glossina fuscipes is the source of this 829-nucleotide messenger RNA. Its product is annotated as protein takeout-like. The record is from RefSeq and is a predicted model, not a curated record. The transcript has 5 exons. NCBI's taxonomy places the organism in Eukaryota, Metazoa, Arthropoda, Insecta, Diptera, Glossinidae. Bases 41 to 781 code for a protein of 246 amino acids.
AGCGAAGUGAAGUGAAGUCCAGUGAUAUACGGAAGAAAAAAUGUUGACUCUAUCGCUUAAAACUCUAUUAAUCGGAUUAUUGUGUGCAUCCCUUAAAGCCGAGUUUCCAAAUGAUCCCAAGCCUUGCAAAUACGGUGACACUGAGUGCAUAAAAAAAGUUGCCACUUUUUUUCUAAGCAAGAAAGGAGAUAAUUCCAUCAAUUUGUCUCAAUUGGAUCCUCUGAUGCCGAAUAAGGUACGCAUUAAUCAAGGAACCGAUAGUCCCGUCAACGUAGAUGUUAUCCUUACAAAUAACAAAAUUUAUGGACUAAGCAAUGCUGUGGUGACGAAAGCGGCGGGUUUUGGCAAAGACUUGGCAAAAAAACAUUCAAUAACCAUUCAAGUGCCUGGUAGUGUUAGUCUAAUAGGAAAUUAUGUUCUUUCGGGUAAAGUUUUAAUUUUACCAAUACAAGGUGAAGGCCAAAGCAAUCUAACUUUGGUUAACCCAGUGUUUGGCAUUGAUUUCGUUGGUGUGGCUGAUGAGAAAGAUGGAGACGUGUAUAUGAAAUUGAAAGAUUUUCAUUUACAUAUCGAUCCGCAAUCUUUUAUAUAUCAUUUCGAUAAUUUAUUCAAUGGCGAUAAAGCAUUGGGAGACAAUAUGAACAAAUUUUUAAAUGACAAUUGGAAGGAAAUCUUUAGCGAACUGAAAGCCUCAAUGGAAAAAGAAUUUGGUGCGGUUGUGGGGAAAGUAAUUAGUCAAGUGUUCACCAAAUUACCAUAUGCGAAAUAUUUUGAGGAAUGAUUGCAUCGUGCUUUUGGGUUUUUCGUUUUUAAUAAUACAUAUAUUAUA